Octopus sinensis (East Asian common octopus) is the source of this 6296-nucleotide messenger RNA. RefSeq names its product early growth response protein 1-like. The coding region runs from base 232 to 1125 and encodes 297 amino acids. The record is from RefSeq and is a predicted model, not a curated record. Gene Ontology annotation, molecular function: RNA polymerase II cis-regulatory region sequence-specific DNA binding; DNA-binding transcription factor activity, RNA polymerase II-specific. The transcript has 3 exons. Gene Ontology annotation, biological process: regulation of transcription by RNA polymerase II. NCBI's taxonomy places the organism in Eukaryota, Metazoa, Mollusca, Cephalopoda, Octopoda, Octopodidae.
UUAGAAUUUCGUUAGUUGGAGAAUGACUACUGGCUUGUGAAUGGCUGUGCGGCUCCUUUCCUCCGCCAACUACAUCAUUCAUUUUUACCUGUCACCACCCACGUUGAACCAUCUUGUCAUAUUUUUCUCUUUUCUACCUCGCAGCCGCCCUUCGUCGACCCUUGCUUAAAAAACAUUCACAGACACACGAAGAGAGAUAGAGAGAAAAAUAAAAAUAUAAAACGGAAAACAAUGUCACCCCAAUCUAAAAACUUAGAUACCGUCCGUCCGGUCGAUAUCCCCCGAGAUAUCGAAGAAAUGAUUGUGGCCGCGAGCCAGCUGUGCGAUAUGAAACACAAUACAUUCUUGCAUCGGGACGAAAUCAUGAAACUUCAGAAAGAUGGCCACUUGCAAGAAUAUGUCCGAGACGAUUACCAAGUAACCCCUGAAUUAGAAUGUAAAUUUGCCGGCCUCAGACAGACUCUGAAGAGAAGACCUGCUUUACCAGUCAUGAAACCGAGUAAAAGAGUAAAAGUGAAUUCUAGAAAUCUCACCGAAAACAAUGCUUUAAUGCAGGGUGGAACCGUUUUGAUAGGUGAUCCAUCCCGACAACGGAAGCGGCGGAAACUGUCGCCAGUUUCCCGUGGACUUUCUACAGAAAAUGUACCCCCAAUGUCAAAUCAACAACAACAGUAUCUUCCAAUGAUCUUUACCCCUCCUUCGGACUUUAUUCCCGCUCCCACCAGUGUUGUUGAUUCAGAAACAGUUCAUCCCCUCAAGGGCCGAAAGGCAGCUGGCCCCAAACGGGUACAUGUAUGCCAUGUGCCUAAUUGUGGAAAAAAAUACACAAAGAACAGUCACCUCAAAACUCACCUACGAACACAUACUGGUGAGCGUCCGUACGUGUGUAAAUGGAAAGAUUGCCCAAAGAGUUUCUCACGAUCAGACGAACUAACACGACAUUACAGAACACAUACUGGGGAAAAGAAAUUCACCUGCUCCGUAUGUCCAAAACGCUUCAUGAGGAGCGACCACCUCAGCAAACAUGUGAGCCGGCAUUUAAAGAAUUCCUCUGGUUCGGUGCGUAACCGCAGAUCUAUCAGUCCAGCAAACAGCACAUCAGACAGUUCCACACCAACAAAUUAACACCACCGCCACCCCCCCACAAAAAUCCUAACAAAAAACUCCAACAAAUGUUGCUAAGAAUCUCUUGGCAUAAACCAUUCUUUUCCUUCCCCCUGUGUUCCCCUUCUGUAUAUGAAUACAAAUAUACUUGCCCAGUGUCAAGGCGGUGUGUCAUGUCAGCAAUGAUGAUUGUGAUGGUUUCAAGUUCAAUAUACAGUCUCUGCAAAAUGAAAGAAAAAUAACCCCCCAAAACAAAUGAAAAAGACUAAAAAGAAAAUAACUUUUUUUUUUCCUACCAAUAUUUCCACGCUGUCAAUAUAUUUCACCAAACAAGCAUAUUGCAGCUAAAUAUUCUUUUGUCUUCCAUUCUUGAAUUGCAGAGAGAACUUACCAUUAUUAUUAUGUCUGGCUUUCAUUGGACUACUUGUGAAGUGUGAAGUGGUGUGAGAGAAAAGGUUAACAUUUUAGACUUAAAUCCACACAGCUUCACACAAAUGUACACUCACUUGAAAAUCAGUGCCUCCUACUCAGACCAGUAUCUUUUACUUAAAGACACUCCAAGAACCACACUCUUGGCUUUCCUUUUUUUUUUUAUAUAUCAAAAUAAAACAAACUCUUAAAUAUUUGUUAUAUGUUCUUCACAAACAUUGUGUUUUAUAAUAGUGAUUAUGUGUGUGUGUGUGUGUGUGUCUUUUAAAUGGGUUUUGCAAGUUCCCCCUCUGGGGUCAGUGAGUAGAGGUGGAAAUCUUGAAUGGUGUAGAAUAAGUCUGCAAGUCUGAGAAUGAUACUCUGAGUAGCUGAGCCGUAGGAGUUUGUUUGUUGGUGCAGCUACUCCAUGUACAAUAUUUGUAUUUCUUGGCACUGAAAAAUGGUUAAAAAAGAAAAACACAAACUCCGAGCGAUUUUGUUCCGCUUUUUUUUUUUUUAAAUCUGUAAGGAGUUCUUCGGAGUUCUUCAUCUUUGAAAACAUUCCACUGAUUCCAAAGAAAAAAUUUUUUUUUUGUUUUUGAAUUAUUCCUACUGUAAGAUUUUUUUUUUUUUUUUUGGAAUUGGGCCUUCAAAAAGGGAAGCCCUACCAUUCCAUUAUUAUACAAACUUUCUGGUCUGAUCUGAAUUUUUUUCUUUUUAACUCCAUUGAUAUCCUCUGCUGUUCAAGUGGUACUGACCUACACCAUUUUAAUAUUUCCAAACCCUACCGAAACCCUAUUCUCUGAGGAUUCUCCGAAUCUCUGUCUGCUGAGGGAGUGGGGGAAGGUUUUUAACUAUUAACUGUGAUAUCAGACUUGUAUUCAUAUGCAUUGACAUGUUUCAUAUGGUUUCUCAAAAAUGUGGGCGGGGGGAGGGGGCUAAAACAUUCACCCACCUAAUUCUCACCUUUCUCAUUCUACAUUUUCACACACUUUAAUGUAAUAAAUAAAUUUUUAGCUGUCCUAAUGUUUAUCCAAUAAAAUCAUAAUAUAUAUAUAUGUAUGUAUAUAUGCAUUACAGAUAAAGGGUGAAAAAUAAUUAAUUUAAUAAAAUCAACAAAUUUCACCUAAUAGUUUAUCGGUAUGGAAAAGGACCAUAUUCGGUAAUCAACAUGGUUGCUGAAAUCUCUUGGCCUUCCUUGGUGUUAAACCAACAAACCAGAUCGUAUCAUACAUUUUCAUUAUUUAGUGUGGCUGAAUGAUUAAGAAGUCCUGCUUUGCAACCUCCUGGCCUUGGGUUCAAUCUUGAACUGUGGUAUCCUGGGGGCACAUGAUCACUAUAAAUAAAUCAUUUGUGCAGGCUGUUCAAGGAAUCAGAGCCUUCAUUUGUCCUGUACUACAGGAAAGCCCACAUUAUAUAAAUAUUAGGUCAUCAAGUAUGAAAUUUGUAGAAAAGAAAAAAAGAUUGCAAAUAUUUUAUAAAUAUAAGGAAUAGCUUUAAUCCUCAAAGUAUGCAACCAUAUUGUCAAAACACUUUUGCCAUUACAGCGGUAGCUUGUCCAGCCCGGAACUGUAGAACUUGGCAAUCUAGAAUCAAAUUCUUAAAAGGCCUGUUUUACAGCAUUGUUAGAAUUAGUUUUUUCCUAUCAAAAAGUUAUCCAAAUUCCAGAAGAAGUGAUAGUCAGUGGGGGCAAGAUCAGGCGAGUAUGGUGGAUGAUGGAGAACUUCCAACUCCAAAUUCCCGUAGUUUCGCCAAUGUCAUUUUUGCGAUGUAAGUUUCUGCAUCAUUUGGUCCAAUUGGCUGUAAUAUGCUUCGGUCAUGAUUGAUGAGCCAGAUUUAAUGAAAUCAAUAGAUCACAUCUGCGCCAGGCCACGAAAUACACACCAUCAGCUUCUUUUGAUGAAUUUUGCUUUUUGGACUGUGUUUUGGCAGCUCGUCUUUGUCCAACCAUUGUGCUGAAUGGUUACUGUUGCUGUAUUGGAUCCAGUUGUCAUCACGUUACAAUUCUGUUGAAAACCGAUUCCUUUUUGUGACCAAGUAGCAUAAUGCAGGCUUCCAAAUGUUGUUGUUUCUGAUUUUCAUUGAGUUCAUGUAGAACCCACUUAUCCAACUUUUCCACUUCACUGAUUUGAACUUGGUGAGCCAAUAUUGUUUGCUAACACCAAACAACAAUUCAUGAGCACUUUGAGAUGGAUCUGACUCGACACUGGGCUUUCAGUUCAUCGUUAUUCACCUUUGUUUUUUGUUGGCCGCAUUGCUCAUCUGUGAGGUCAAAGCUACCAGAACGAAAUUUUGCAAACCAAACAAAAUAUGGUCAAAAUAUAAGCAAUAGUGCAAAAUAAGCAGUUGUCAAGGUUUACCAUAUACCUUACUACAAAUUUCAUAUUUGAUGACCUAAUAUACAUUUGUAGCGAUGAAGUAUAUAAAACUACCCCCCUCUCUCUCCCUAGUCACUUAUUGUUAAAAUUUCCAUCAGCGACUUUUGUGAGUUUUUAUCUUUCUAGUCUUAAUUUUGAACCUAAACAUUGGCUAAUAAUGGUUUUGGUUCAUUUUUGUGUAGAUUCAAGAUUGUUUUGAGCAAAAUUCCUCUCUUUCUCAUACCGUGAUGCUAACUAAACUGCCACUCACCAAGCUAAUUAUCACAGAUUAAAUUAUUUAUCUAUUAAUAAAUGCUAAUUAAACAACAUUGAGCUGCACUUCACGUACCGAGACCUAAUGGCCUCUAAAGGGUUUUCACUUCUGUUCUCAAAAUGAGUCUCCUUUUGAGAACUCUUGGGCAUGUCCAUGCAUAUUUGUCCAUUGUCUAAAGCAAAUGUUGCAGGGUUUUUUGUUUUUUCGUUUGUGUCCCGAUAUUUUUAAUGUCAUAAAAGAUUUUUUUGGUAGCCCUUUUUUUUUUCUCCAUUUGUCAAGUAAUUUCUCAGUUUAGGUACCAAGUAGGAACUUGAAGUUCCUCGUACCAAGAAUAAGUCUCUACACCCUGUUUCCCCACCUCAAAGAUUUUCUUCAUUAUCGGAGGAAAAUAAUUGCUAACUCGGUGUAGACUUCUUAGCAAUUACUUUUUCAGAAUGGUUACAAUGGCCACCUCUCUUUGUUGGUAGAGGACAAUUAUUAGAUUUAUAUAAAACAUAUAAUGGAAUUCAAAAUUUUUAUAUUUCAUCCUUUCACCUGUGUUAAUUUCAUGUAGAUGAUUUGCAAAUAUAACAAAAAAAAAAACAAACUAUAAAAUACCUUUAGUAUUAAAUGAUUUUUUUUCUUCUAAAAACACAUUGGUGCUAUAUAUCAGUUUUUAAAAAAUAUUACUUGAAUGUUUUUCUAAAAUCACUGAAAUUUAAAAAAAAAAAAAAAGACUUUCUAUAGAACUCCUGUUUGUUUAAAAAACAACAACAACCUGUGCCUAUAUUCUAACAUUCUAAUAUUUUCAUGAUGUUUCUCUUCCAGCAGUGUUUCUUUUGUGAUUCCCUUCUCCACAGUUAUUAAAAAUACACAACGCUCCACAUAAAUACGGCUUUUCACGUCUUCCCCACCAACUAAAAGAGAAGAACCUGCAAGGAGAGCAAUUUGUUGCUGUGUUCAUAGUUUCCGUUUCUCUUGGUUCCUUUUGAUAAAAAUUACUACUUUCCAGAAGGGUUGUGAUCUUCCUUAAGAAGACCUGUGUCCCAGUGGUCAAACUCACAAUCGUAAGGUCGUCGGUUCGACUCCCAGACUGAGCAGCAUGUUUGUUGUCCUUGAGCAAUGCUUUUCACUUCCCGUUGCUCCCAUUUGCUCAGCAGAAAACGAGUCCCAGCCGACUGCCGGUGCAGCUUCUCUCUCUCCACAACCCCAUUCGGGACAUCCUCUGUGUCUUCCUGGGUGUUGUUGGGUUGGACCGAGAGGCUGGCAUUGCACAAGCCACGGGACACCACGUCAUACUUGCCUGCAAGUGACGGCUAGCUUUAUGAAUGAGAAACACACUGGCCGUACACACACACACGCACACACACAAUGUCUGCUUUAAAAUAGUUCAACUGAUUUUCCUAUAUAUAUAUUUUUCUGGUAUUUAAUUCACUGACUCUAAUUUAAUAUUUUUUAAUAAUAAUAAUAAUAAUAAUGUUAAAUAUUUGAAUAAACCACAAUGUAAAUUGGAACUGUCUUCAGAAUCCCUCCAAGAGACACUUUAUUGUCCCCUUUUGUCUACUGCCUUCAACCUGUCCCCUUUUAUGGUAUUAUCUCUCAUAAAACAAGAUGAACAUAUCCAGAUCAGUCAGCAGCCAAAACCAAAUUAAAGAAUUGUCUUUCUCUAGUCGUCAUUUUGAUUCCACCCUCUACUUUUCCAAUCGUUAUUUUGGCUGCACUGAUUCUAUCUCUUUCUAUAUCUAUCUAUCUGUCGGUCUAUCUAUUUGUCUAUCUAUCUAUGUCUGUCUAUCGCUCUAUCUCCCUUCUCCCACUCAAAUUAAACCCUAGCCAUAUCAAAAAACGUAUUUAUUCCCCACCCCCCAUUCUUUCCCUCUUCCCACCUUUCACAUAAUGAAAUUGCUUCCAUUUGAUUUUACUUCUGGAUAUUUGCCAAUCCUUGUUGCACAGUUCCAGUUUACUCAACAUGGAGUGAGUGGUGUGUGUGUGUUACUUUGACCAACUGCACAGCAGUGAUGGUGUAUUUUUUUUCCCCUGUAAUUUACCUUAAUAUAAAGUUGACUAGAUGUAUAUGAUAUAUAUAUAGUAGUUACAUCUACAGCAUGAUUAUUAAUGUGUUGAAAACCUAUUGUUAAAUUCAUUUUUUAUUAAUAAAAUUUCAUUUUUUCAUUAAA